AUGUCUGUAGGUGCGAUUUGCGCAUCCCUAGCAACCAGCGCUAUAAUUCUGUUCUUCUAUAAUUCUUAUUGGAAUCCGGUGAACCGGAUAACCAAGAUAGUGGUCUAUGUUGUGGACAUGAUGGCGUUGUUGUCACUGCCGUUUCUUUUGGGUGCUGGUCUGAUGAUCGCGUUCCUUUUGGGUGCUGGUCUGAUGAUCGCUAUGUACCCAACCAGCUGCAUUGAACCAUCUCUUCACUCUGCGUCCCGUCUCGUCUCCACCAGUGGCUUUGUGAGCGAACUAAUGUGCUCGAUCAUCGCUCGUGAAUCGCUCCCAUUGUGCAGUGUCGUCCUGGAGCGUUCCAUCUUCCCAGUGCUCAUCCUGAAAUACCUGAUCGUGCUGUGUGUGCUGACCGCAGCCUACAUAAUGCUUGCAUACCUUAUCGAGUACUGCAUUAAGCACUGGUUCCCACCGUCCGAUCGCGAUGAGGUGAUGCAGCGUGCUCGAAUUUUGGUUGAAAGCGCUUGA
This is a messenger RNA of Ostertagia ostertagi, 507 nucleotides long. The record is from the annotation of a GenBank genome assembly. Lineage: Eukaryota; Metazoa; Nematoda; Chromadorea; Rhabditida; Trichostrongylidae.